AUGACAUUUGAUACAUUUGAUUGGGAAAAUGAUCAAGGAUGGAAAAGUUAUUUAAAUAACUUACUCAUCCCUGUUAAUGCAGAUAGUGAUGCUAUUUUAUUUAAAUUUAAACAAAAAUACUACAAGAAUAAUGUUGAUAGUGAUUACAUUAUCAAAGAGUUUAAGAAAUCUUCUUCUUCUUCUUCUUCUUCUUCAUCUACAUCUAAUUCAUCAUCUACUUCACAAAGACCAAGUACUACUUCUUCAUCCUCAUCAUCAAAUACUUCAUCAACAAGACAAAAUACAAACUCUAACAGUAGCAGACCAUCACCAGCACCAUCAGCAUCUGCACCACCACCACCACCAGCAACACAAUCAAAGUUUACAAAAAUACUUUACAUUGCAUGGGUAGUUGCUCAAAUAUCAACAUUUGUAUUUAGUUUGGCAUUCCUUAUACUUGGUAGACCAGUAUUUUAUUAUAGAGCAUUCUUGGCUGGUAUUAUCGGUUACUCCAUCCCAUUAUUUCAAACAUUUGAGGGAAGAUUCAAUAGAUCACAAAUUGAUGUUAUAUUAAAGAAUGAGAAUACACACUUUCUUGGAUUUUGUUUGAUAUUCUAUAUCCUAAGUGGACAACCUUCAAUAGUAAACCUUGCACCAAACCUUAUCUACUCUUUCUUUCAUAUUGUUCCAAUUGCUCGUCCAUACAUUCGAAUCCCAUUCGUACUAAAGUAUCUCGAUCUUGCUCAAACCAAGAAACAAACUGCAAUUCAAUUGGCUGUUUCAACUGAAGCAAUGAUUAUGCUUGGUUUAAUUUUUGGUUUAUUUACUGGAGGAUCAUCAAUCAUUAUAAUCUUUGUUUAUUAUAAAUUCCUAAAAUUAAGAUAUAAUACCAAUAACUUGAGUCAACUCAUUUGGAAUGAAUAUGGUAAUCGUGUUGAAGAGUUGACAAGAAAGCCAUGGAUGCCAUCAAUGGUUUCCAAUAUAAUAUUAAAAAUUAAGGCCUUUGUUUCAAGAUAA
Messenger RNA from Cavenderia fasciculata, 996 nucleotides. RefSeq lists its product as uncharacterized. The record is from RefSeq and is a predicted model, not a curated record. The coding region runs from base 1 to 996 and encodes 331 amino acids. Gene Ontology annotation, biological process: membrane organization; endoplasmic reticulum tubular network organization. Gene Ontology annotation, cellular component: endoplasmic reticulum; membrane. The transcript has 3 exons. Lineage: Eukaryota; Evosea; Eumycetozoa; Acytosteliales; Cavenderiaceae.